This is a messenger RNA of Naegleria lovaniensis, 1053 nucleotides long. RefSeq lists its product as uncharacterized. The record is from RefSeq and is a predicted model, not a curated record. Lineage: Eukaryota; Heterolobosea; Eutetramitea; Acrasida; Naegleriidae. The transcript is spliced from 2 exons. The coding region runs from base 1 to 1053 and encodes 350 amino acids. Gene Ontology annotation, molecular function: oxidoreductase activity.
AUGUCUCUUCCUACUACUCAAAAAUUAUAUAGAAUCUUCAAAAGAGAAGGAAUUGAAAAUUUAGAAUUACACUCCAAUGAGCCUGUCCCACAAACUCUUCUCAGAAAUCAAGUCCUCGUUCGCUUGAGAGCAGCCUCUCUCAAUUUCCGUGAUGUUCUUGUAGUAACAGGAAAAUAUCCAUCCAAUUUCCCUUCUGAUGGAUUAAUUCCACUAUCAGAUGGUGCAGGAGAAGUGGUUGCCAUCGGCGAGAAUGUCAAGGAAUUUAAAGUUGGUGAUCGAGUCGCCGGAAUCUUUACACAAGAUUGGGUGAAUGGUGAAAUGAAAGAUGAAUACAUGACCAAUGUAUUGGGAGGCAGUGCUCAUGGAGUUCUCUCUCAAUAUCGUGUCUUUGAAAAGCAUUCCAUUGUUAAAAUUCCUCAAAUCUUGAGCUAUGAAGAGGCUGCAACUUUGCCAUGUGCUGCAUUGACUGCAUUCCAUGCUCUCUAUGAAAACGGAAUUAAACCUGUUGGAGCAGGUCAAACUGUACUUGUGUUGGGAACUGGUGGUGUCUCUGUGUUUGCCAUUCAAUUUGCUCUUGCGUCUGGAGCAACUGUCAUUGUCACUUCAUCCAAUGAUGAGAAAUUGAAGAAGGCAAUUGAAUUGGGAGCUCAUCAUACCAUUAAUUACAGUACAACACCAAAUUGGGAUGAAAAAGUAAGAGAAUUAACGAAUGGUAGAGGAGUCGAUCAUGUCAUUGAGGUUGGUGGAUCUGGUACCUUACAAAAGUCAUUGAAAGCAGUUCGUAGAAAUGGUCAAGUUCACAUGAUUGGUGUGCUAUCCAAAAACACUGAUCCAAACUUUGAUGUUGGAAUGCAAGUCUUGUUCGGAGGAUCUAUUCUUCGAGGAUUUAUUGUUGGAUCAAGAGAAAUGUUCGAGAAUAUGAAUCGAGUGAUUGAACAACAUAAGAUUCAUCCUGUCGUUGAUAAGGUCUUUAAGUUUGAAGAAGCAAAGGAAGCAUUGCACCAUUUGUUAUCUCAAAAACAUGUUGGAAAGGUUGUUAUUUCCAUUGAAUAA